AUGAUUGGUAUUGGUGCAUGCCUAGUGAUGUUUAUGGAAGCAUGGAAAACAUCUAGCUGGCGAAAAUCGUUUCCAAUGUUGAUUGACGCCGGUGUGUCAACAAUCGAAGAGCUUCUAGCAACGCCCCCUGAAACAUUGAAGCAAUUAUCUAUUCCGCCAGUACCACUGGAACGUCUUAUAAAACUCAAACAAAAUUUGAAUCAAAUGCGAAUACAAACAAAUAAUUGCUUUUUACAACCACUUCAUCAAAAUCAAAUUUUCGAUAAAUUUGAAUUUGUACCACAAUUUACAUAUGAACAAUAUUUGGCAGAUAUUGAAAUGAGCGAUAAAACGAAAGAAAUUGAACAAGCUAUCAACAAAGUCAUUGAUGUCGGUCCCGAUCCAAUGACGAAACAACAACAACAGCUGUAUUCAUUGCUCUGUAUUGUCAAGAGCCAUCGAACUCGCGUAACUCGUUUUAUUGUUUAG
This is a messenger RNA of Didymodactylos carnosus, 468 nucleotides long. The record is from the annotation of a GenBank genome assembly. NCBI's taxonomy places the organism in Eukaryota, Metazoa, Rotifera, Eurotatoria, Philodinida, Philodinidae.